CUCACCUCCAUGCUGGCUGGGCUGAUCUCACCCCGAGUUAAUCUUAUCGUUAUAUGCGGAUCUCUUAGGCUGUUGUACUAUCAUAUCAUACUGGGCUCUGUUCAUCUUGGAUAUCUAACUGCUGACAUAUGGGCAACAAACGACAUGCGGCGCCGAAGGUAGUCGAGGGGCGGUACGCGCCGGAUUUCGGCGACGAACUACAGGUACAUGCCGCACACGCGUCGCAGCUGCAAGCCCGCUUGCUGGCGACCCUUGACAAAAUAGACGCGCUCCGGGCGACACAUAUCCACGAGCUCGGUGCGGAGAAACGCGCCGUCGACGUUCUAUCACACAAGCUGGAUCGGUACAGGAGAUACGUGAAGGAGGCACGCGCGGAGUGGGACGACACGCGUGAGGCGUUGUCGAUCGUAAUCGAGAAAGUCGAACUUGCCAAUGAUUACUCAUUAUGGCCUCACAGCCAGCUGUGCAUGACAUACCCUCUCGAACCACUGAGCUGUCCGAAGGCGUCGUCCUCCAACGUACAGCUCAACAAAGAUUCUGCCCAUCCGUACGCGAAGGCGAUCAUCACUUCGCUGAGAGAAGAGCUCGAGCAGGAGCGAACCGCCCACGCAGACACCCGAGCGCGCGCGGAGGCUGAGAUCUUGUCGCUGAACGCGCGGCUCGCCCAGCGCGACGCUGAGCUGGAGGCACGCAUUCUCCAGGGGUCUGCAUCUCAGCUGCCUCUGCGUGCUUCCAAGCAAUCGCCGCCUGCGCCUGAGCAGCACCGAUCGAGUCAUCGGGAUUGGGAGAACGCACCAUUGUCAUUUUCACAGGAGGAGGCCAUUCAGAUCAUGGAGCUUACGGCCGCGCGUAACCGGGAAUUGGAAGCGGAAGUGCAUCAUCUGCUUGAACGGCGCGAUCAAGCGCAGCAGCCGAACGCCCCACUUUCCGCCCCCGGGCGCACUGCUGAAACCGAGAAGGAGCAGCUGGGUAUACCAGAUGCUUUACCAGAGUACAGGCGCGAGGAUCUAAGCAGCGUCCCCAUGCAGCCCGGCGCGCAACUGCAAGUACAUCCCCCAGUAUCGCAUGCCACGCUCUUGCCGCCUGACAGGCCUGCACUCGGACCGACGAGACUCCACUCUCAAGGCUCCACGGCGGAAUCCGAUACACUCGUCCCCAGAUCAACGGCGAUCCAACAGCUGCAGCAAUUGGUCGGGAUCUUUGCGGCGCAGCUCGACGGGUUCGCUUCCGAACGGGACGCGCUGAAAGGCGUGCUGGCAGCUCAGGGUCAGGGUCAGACUCAGAACGCGCGCCCAAAUUCACUGGCGGAAGACGUCGGUCGCUCGGAUGGACCAGAGGGCGAUGAUGGCACCGGCGGAGAUCGCGGGCUGAGGGCGGAGGUAUCAAGCCUGAGGAUGGUGUCGAGGGAGUCGACCGAUGUGCUGGUGGAUCCCGACGAGACUGCUCGAGUCGAUACGCCCAGGACGGGGAAGAUUGGCGGUCCGGGUACUCAGUCCCCUCAGAAGCCCUCCGACUGUUCUAUGGAGCUUGCAACGCCGCUGCAGCCCACCAUCGUAUCCGUGCGCGAAGACAUAUCCGAUUUGGGAGGCGCACCACCGAACCUUCUUCCUCCUCUCCUCGUGCCGCUCCCACCCUCACCCGAUAGCCCAGACCCUCCCGCAUCCCCUCAGCCUGAACGACCUGAACCACUAUUGCCCUCCAUAGAUCUCUCACCACCCUUUCGAGAUCCUCCGCUUUGGUGGCCGCAUCCGCGCUCGCCGCACGACUUUGUGGGGGAUCCAUACCCAAGCACAGACGCCGCCCGGAGAUUGGAGGUCAUCGAGUGCGAACUCGCUCUGGCGCGACAGGAGCUCGAGGCCAAAAAUGAGGAGCUAGGCGAGUUGCGUGACGUCGUCGAGCAGCUGCGCGAGCUGGUGUACUCUGGGAGUCUGACGACGGUCAAGACAGGGCAGCAGAGGGGAGGCUGGAUGAGGCUUAACGGCCGACGCGUACAUAUACAUCGAGGAAUCUAAAUCCACUGGAUGAGGCACUCGGGG
Fomitopsis serialis is the source of this 2036-nucleotide messenger RNA. RefSeq lists its product as uncharacterized. The transcript has 9 exons. The record is from RefSeq and is a predicted model, not a curated record. NCBI's taxonomy places the organism in Eukaryota, Fungi, Basidiomycota, Agaricomycetes, Polyporales, Fomitopsidaceae. The annotation marks the transcript as partial.